UCUCAAGCACAGUAAAAAAAAAAAUAAGGCUAAAUAUACGAAGUAAACAAUUGUUAUGUAAAUGUCACCGAAUAACGUAAUAUUAAAAUAAUAACAAUUAAUUGAAUAUGAGGAUAUCCCGAACUAAAUUUGCGAGCAGCCCAUUCAGUGUCAGAUUACUUAUUGAACAGCCGUAGCGUCGGCAUUGAUUGUCUUUCUUCCUCUAUAACCUUCGUAUUUAGCUUUAUACACACACAUUAACACGUAAGAUUCACUUGGCUUGUGUUGUUGUCGUCGUCGUGUGACGUCAGGCCGAGUGACAGAUGCCCACGCUGCCUUGUUUGAAAUGUACGAAGUGUAUUCGAGAAUAGAACCAUGAAAUAACUGCUGGCCCAUUCAUGAGAUGCUACCGGAAAAGCGCGUUUCUAGUGAUCUCUCGCUGUAUCCUGACAAUACAGCUGACUUGGUUCAGUGACCGCGACUGCGACUGCAGAAUUGCGUUCGCUAUCCGCUGGGAGAUAAUAAGCAUCCUGUAUUUCCUUUGUCAUGCGUGGUGCAGAAUUAUGCCUGGGGAAAGGUGGGUCUGGAGAGUGAAGUAGCCAAGCUUCUUGUUAGUGGACAUUCAUCAACUGUGAUUGAAGAGGGAAAACCUUAUGCAGAGUUGUGGAUGGGUGCUCAUCCCAAAGGUGAUGCACUUAUCAAGGACAACAGAAUUUCUCAGAAGUCCCUUGGGCAGUGGAUCACUGAUCAUCCUAGUCAGCUUGGAAUAAAAGUGAAGGAUACCUUUCAUGGCCAGCUUCCUUUUCUGUUUAAGGUGUUAUCUGUCAAAAUUGCUCUUUCUAUUCAGGCUCAUCCAGAUAAAGAACUUGCAGGAAAGCUUCAUUCUCGAUAUCCAGAACACUAUCCUGAUAGUAAUCACAAACCUGAAAUGGCAAUUGCCUUGACACCAUUUGAUGGGCUCUGUGGCUUUCGACCUGUAAAUGAAAUCAUAGGAUUCUUUAAAAGUGUUCCAGAAUUUCGUGCUGUAGUUGGAAAUGAGGCCACGGAUGAACUUCAAAGCUGUGUCACUGAUUCUGUAAGGGUGCCACAGGCUCUAAAAAAGUGUUUCACGUCAAUGAUGAAUUGUGAAAAAAAGGUGUUUGUAGAGCAGUUAAAUAUUCUGGUCAAAAGAGUAUCAGAGGAAGCAGCUGCAGGCCGUGACACAAGCAGAAGCAAUGGAGAUUUGUUGUUACAACUACAUUCUCAGUUUCCUGGUGACAUUGGCUGUUUCUCCAUUUAUUUUUUGAACUUUGUGCAUCUGGAGCCUGGAGAAGCAAUGUUUUUAGGUGCUAAUGAGCCUCAUGCCUAUUUAUAUGGAGACUGCAUUGAAUGCAUGGCAUGCUCUGACAACACUGUGAGAGCUGGUUUGACUCCAAAAUAUAUUGACGUAAACACACUGUGUGAGAUGCUGAACUACAGCCCAUCACCUGCACAAUCUAAAAUUUUUCCAGCGGUCCAAGACCCUUCUGAUGCCUGUGUCUUCAUUUAUGACCCUCCUGUGCCUGACUUCACCAUUAUGAGAAUACAGGUGCCUGCAUCGAUGAAGAAGUACAACGUAUCUCAAAUUGACUCUGCCAGCAUCCUCCUUGUGGUGCAGGGUGAGGCUGUGGUGGUCUCUUCGCCCAACAUGGAGCUGGUGAUAAAGCGAGGAUCCGUGCUUUUCAUCUCUGCCAAUGAACAACUGUCACUGCACAUCACAUCUGAUAAAAACAUGCUGCUCUUUAGGGCAUGUUGUAUCUUGUAGCACCUUAAGAGUUCUUUUUAAUGCACACCAUUUAGCGUAGGGUUAUUUUGAAUCAGCAAUACACGUGAAGAAAUAAAUAAUUUAAAGCUUAUUUAAGGAUUGUACAGAUACUCUGUUUACAGUUUUAAUUCUGUCUUUACAUCAAUAAUAUGAAUGCAGAAAUGUAUCAGUGGUGGAUUACUAGUAAUUUAAUGAAAAAGGGAUGCACUUAUUUGUAAUUUUCACAUGCAUGACAAGUAAUUUGAAGCAGUUUAGAUAUAGAAUACCAUUUAAUUUAUCUGUUUUAAGAGCGUUCACAUUAAAGUUGUGUUUAGACAGCAUGCCUCGUCUCCAUGGUCGCGGACUCGUAUCUUGGUCCAGACAUUAUCUGUGUGGGUUUGUUUACCCGGGUAGUCUAGUUUAUUCCCACGUCCCAAAAACAUGCCGUGUAAGUUGACUUGUCACUCAAAGUUAGCCUUCUGUGAGCGUCUUCUGGCAAAUUGACCGUGUGUGGCUUGUGAGGCACGGGUGCCCCAUUCAGGUGUGGUUCUUGUCUUGGCGAGUGCCCGCAUAUGCUAUGGCUUUUAAUAAUCCUAAAUUGGAAUAAGAUGGUUUUGAAAGGGAGUGAAUCAAUACAGGUUGAUUGUAAUUAAGUGUAAAUCGCAGGCAGCAGUAGAAAAAUGGAACAAAGAAAUAUUGGGAGAUCGUAGAUAUUAGCUAAACAAAUGAGCUUGACGGACAGAAUGGUUACCUCUCAUUUGUCUGCUCUCUCAUGCUCUUAUGGUCUGAAGAGUUCAAAACCUACAUGGUAGGUCUUUUUUGUCAAGAAGGAAUCAGUGUUUUUCUUUUGUUCAAUAAAGAAUGUGACUGUUUAUGUA
Molecule: messenger RNA, 2619 nt
Organism: Polypterus senegalus (gray bichir)
Lineage: Eukaryota; Metazoa; Chordata; Cladistia; Polypteriformes; Polypteridae
Gene: mpi
Product: mannose phosphate isomerase
Exons: 8
Coding region: 647-1762 (371 amino acids)
Biological process (GO): GDP-mannose biosynthetic process; carbohydrate metabolic process
Cellular component (GO): cytosol
Molecular function (GO): zinc ion binding; mannose-6-phosphate isomerase activity
Source: RefSeq, a predicted model, not a curated record